Monopterus albus (swamp eel) is the source of this 3660-nucleotide messenger RNA. RefSeq names its product leucine-rich repeat and immunoglobulin-like domain-containing nogo receptor-interacting protein 1. The record is from RefSeq and is a predicted model, not a curated record. Gene Ontology annotation, cellular component: extracellular matrix. Gene Ontology annotation, molecular function: epidermal growth factor receptor binding. Lineage: Eukaryota; Metazoa; Chordata; Actinopteri; Synbranchiformes; Synbranchidae. The annotation marks the transcript as partial. The transcript has a single exon.
CUGCUGGAUCUCAGCAAGAACCGCAUUAGGACCAUCAACCCAGAUGAGUUUGCCAGCUUUCCCAACCUUGAACACCUGGAGCUCAGUGAAAACACAAUCUCCACUAUUGAACCUGGAGCAUUCAACAACCUUUAUGGUUUGCGGACACUGGGGCUGCGUAGCAACAAGCUUAAGCUGAUCCAGCUUGGUGUCUUCACGGGCCUGAGCAAUCUCACACAGCUGGACAUAAGUGAGAACAAGAUCGUCAUCCUGUUGGACUACAUGUUCCAGGAUUUGUACAACCUCCGUUCUUUAGAGGUGGGUGAUAAUGACCUGGUUUUCAUUUCCCACCGGGCUUUCCAUGGCCUAAGUAGUCUUGAACAUCUGAGUCUUGAGAAGUGCAACUUGUCCUCUGUGCCAACAGAGGCUUUUACCCACCUCCACAGUUUGAUUACCCUUAGGCUGCGACAGCUCAAUAUCAAUGUCAUACGGGAUUACUCCUUUAAACGCCUCUAUCGACUGAAAGUGCUGGAAAUAGCCAAUUGGCCGUAUUUGGAUACGAUGACCCCAAAUUGCUUGUAUGGAUUAAAUCUCACCUCCCUGACCAUUGCAAAUGCCAACCUAACCACAAUUCCUUAUGUAGCCCUGCGGCACUUAGUUUAUUUGCGCUUUCUAAAUCUUUCAUAUAACCCUAUCCAUACCAUUGAAGGGAAUAAGCUCCAUGAUCUCCUGCGUCUGCAAGAGUUCCACCUUGUUGGAGGCAGACUGGCAAUGAUUGAACCCUACUCUUUCCGUGGUCUUAACUACCUGAAGAUUCUAAAUGUAUCCGGAAAUGCUCUUAGCACUUUAGAGGAGUCUGCUUUCCAUUCAGUUGGCAACCUUGAGACCCUUGCCUUGUACGAUAACCCCCUGGCCUGUGACUGCCGACUGUUAUGGGUUUUCCGAAGACGCUGGAGGCUGAACUUCAACAGACAGCAGCCCACCUGUGCCUCCCCUGAGUUUGUCCAAGGCAAAGAAUUCAAAGACUUCCCGGAUGUUCUGCAGCCUAACUAUUUCACAUGUCGCAAGUCUAGGAUUAGGGAUCGCAAACCCCAGCAGAAAUUUGUUGACGAGGGAGCCAUUGUUCAUUUUGCUUGCCAGGCAGAUGGAGAUCCUGCUCCAGUGAUAAUGUGGCUAUCCCCACAGAAAAGGGUUAUCACUACCAAGACGAUUGGAAGGCUCUCUGUGUUGCCAGAUGGUACCCUUGAGGUACGGUAUGCCCAGAUUCAAGACAAUGGUACAUAUGUGUGUAUAGCUAGCAAUGCAGGUGGAAAUGACACCUCUCUUGCUCACCUGCACAUUCAUAGCUACUCGCCUGACUGGCCACAACAGCCAAACAAGACUUUUGCUUUCAUCUCCAACCAGCCCACAGAAACUGGUGCUAAUGGCACAAGAGCCAAUGUCCCUUUCUCGUUUGAUAUAAAGACACUGAUCAUUGCAACCACAAUGGGCUUCAUUUCUUUUCUUGGUGUUGUCUUGUUUUGUCUUGUACUGCUCUUCCUUUGGAGCAGAGGUAAAGGUAACACCAAGCACAACAUUGAGAUCGAGUAUGUGCCACGGAAAUCAGACGCUGGCAUGAGCAGCAGCACGGUGGACGCUCCCCGCAAGUUUAACAUGAAAAUGAUUUAACAGAGCUGUGGGAUUUAUUAAUUUUGAACUUAAAAAUAAGACAAAUGGAAAAGAAGACAUUUUCUUUCCUCUCUUACAAACCUGUGGAUCCUGGUCUGUUAACAUAGAGUAAUAUGUUUUUUCCUGACUGAAGGACCAGAGAGAAGGGCAGUUUCUGACUUUCACAAGCGAGAGGGCAUGAAAACACACCCGGUGCUACAGGACACUGGUGAUUUGUAAAAGGCUUCUGGGGGCAUUAACUGAUCAGUCAGAUUUGUCAAAAGCACUUGUGGAUUUAUACUGGGAAAAAUAUAUCAGAAAGGAAAAACACUUCAAACCGCCAGAAUGCUUGGGGCAGAUCAUAUUUUGGCCAUUGCUGUUUAUUGUCUGUGUUUUUUAUUUAGUAUUUGUUUUAAUUUCCAGGUUUAAGUGUCAGGUUAUGAAUGAAAUUUGUAUCGGUUGAUGGGCACAUUUAUACAGCAUUGAUGCAUUUUAAGUACAUCAUCAUUACAAUACAUCAGUGUUAUAUUUGUGAAUGCAAUGUGCUACAUAUGGUCUUUUACCUUUCCUACACUGAUGAUUGUUCUGUGAUCCAUCAAGUGUAUAUCUGUGUCACAUUACCUGACGAACUUUGUUGAAAGAGUAUGCCCUAGAAAUUAACAAACAUACACAACACAGUAUAGGACAAUGAUGACAACGGGAAAUACAAAACUGUUAGCGAUAUGUUAAACUUGAUCAGAAUGUCAACAGCUGAUUCCUAGCCAACCUCUUGACCAAGAAAGUACAAUAAAUGGUACUGUAAAACAGUUUACACUGGUCAUUAUCUGACCUGAAAACUGAAUGGUAUACAUAAAUAAGUGCUGUGAAACUACACUGAGUCAGUACCUUUACUAUUAAUAAUUUUCAGUACUUCAUUGUAAAAAUCAGCAAGACGUUAUGUAAGAAUAAUUGCACUGUUAGAAAGAUAAACAAACUAUUUAGUUUUGAAAAGUAGCAUACAAUCAUUGUUAAAUGUGUCUCUUAUAGGAUUUUAGAAUUGGGGAAAUGCUCUUAUCUAUCAUCAUCAGUGUCACUCAUCCCUAAUUUUCACGUGCACACACAUGGAUUGGGGGCAUGAUACAGAGAGAAAUGUGAGAUGUUGUUGAUAUGAUGCUCCGUACUAACAAUAGAUGCAGCAUCUUACCUAUAGUGCUGCCAUUAAACAGAAUAGUUGGCGUUGGUACCUUGAUUCUAAAAGCGCUUAUUCCUGACCUUUUAAACUGCAUUUCAAAAACUAUUAUAUAAUGGUAUUAUUUUGUGCUCAACAUGACUACAAGGAAUAUAAAUUGUGGUGCUCACAUGUUUGGAUACAAUGUGCCCCUCACUGUUUGUUAUUUUUUCUCGAUUGUUUAAUGAAAUCAGUGAUUUACUUAUGCCGAUGCCCCCUCCCCCCAUUGAAGCCAUGGAAAUAUUACCUUCCAGAUCAUUGACAGGUUUGCUGUUCCCCAGAAAUGUGCAUUGUUUGUCAGGAGAAAAAGAACUGCCACAUUUUAUGCUCCCAGUUGGUCCUGCAUAUAAAAUCUGAGGUCAGAGCCUUACCUUUUCAUGUACACACUGUGGACAGCUGGGCUUUGCAAAUGUGCAUGAGGAUAAAGGCUAAGUUAUUUGUGAUGGAUGGCGUUACAGACAACGACACAGUAAUGGCCUGGAAGUAUGGACUGAAUAUGCAGAUGGUUAGAGUGACACAGAUGGAGCACCCAUGGAGCAAUCUGAAGCAGCUUUGGUGUAAUCCAUUUUGCAUAAAGGAAAAAAACAGUUGAUAUGGCUCAUGGUUCUCCCUCUUGCUGAUUAUGAAUGCUCUCUUUGUUCAAAGUGUGGCUACUGUACCCAGCCUUUUUUGGUCCCAAGUGAUCCCACAAUUUUCUUUUCCUUCUUUCUUUAUUUUGACCCUGGACUAUAUUGACCAUGUAGUCCAAGCAAACUUUUUACAAAUGCUACUAAAAAAAGAAAUCUAUGGAAAAUACAUUCAAAUUGUUCUGUGCAAUAAAGCUAAUA